AUGGCAGCAAGACAAGGAAUCAGGGUUGCCAUGGAAGCUGGUUUCAAUAGUUUGCUGGUUGAAACGGAUAGUAUGUCUCUCUUUGAAGCUUUGAGGAAGAAAAGAAAACCUGCCUCGCCUUUUGGUUUGAUCCUUAAGGAUAUUUAUAGUUUGAUGUCGCAAUGUAAUCAAAUAUCUUUUAGUUUUGUAAAAAGAGCUGGAAAUGAGGUGGCUCACCUGCUAGCCAAACGUAGCUUGGACUUAGAAGAGCAGCGUGUUUGGCUAGAGGAAGCCCCAGAGGAUGUUUUGCCUUUUGUGGCGAUGGAUAUUGCUAAUCAAUAA
Beta vulgaris subsp. vulgaris (sugar beet) is the source of this 321-nucleotide messenger RNA. RefSeq lists its product as uncharacterized. The record is from RefSeq and is a predicted model, not a curated record. The coding region runs from base 1 to 321 and encodes 106 amino acids. NCBI's taxonomy places the organism in Eukaryota, Viridiplantae, Streptophyta, Magnoliopsida, Caryophyllales, Amaranthaceae. The transcript has a single exon. Gene Ontology annotation, molecular function: nucleic acid binding; RNA-DNA hybrid ribonuclease activity.